AUGUUGACGGUCUUUCUGGGGCCCGGGGCGGCGGGCUCGCCCUGCGCGCCCUGCUCGCCCUGCGCGCCCUGCUCGCCCUGCUCGCCCUGCUCACCGUGCCGGGACAAGCUGGAGCGGCCGGACUUGGCAGAGGCGAGUGUGUCCUGUGAGGGCCAUCGCAGGGAGGACCGUGUGGAGAACCGCGAGCCCUCGCGGGACUGCGCCACGGACGAGGUGUCCGAGCUCCCGGCCGACGGCGUCAGGGAUGGGACCUGUGGCAUCGUGUGGAGGGCAGUGGCUGGUGAGGUGGUGGCUAUCAAGAAAAUUUUCCAUGCCUUCAGAGACAAGACAGAUGCUCAGAGAAUGUUCCGGAAGGUCACGCUUCUCCAGGCAUUCGGGGAUCAUCUCAACAUCGUCCACCUGCUUGCGGUCCCAGCUGAAAAUGACAAGGACAUUUAUCUGGUGUUUGAGUCCAUGGACACCGACCUGAAUGCCGUCAUCCAGAAGGGCAGCCUGCUGUGCGAUGUCCAGAGCUACAUCUUCCACCAGCCCCUGCAGGCUGCCACAUGCAUCUCCUCCGGGAUGCUCAUCCACAGAGACCAGAAACCAUCCAACGUCCUUGUGGAUGCCAGCUGCACCGUAAAGCUCUGCGACUUCGGCCUUGCCCGCUCCCUGGGCGACCUCCCCACGGGGCCCGAGGGCCAGGUGCUGACCCAGCACAUGGCCACACAGUGGUUCCGAGCCCUGGAGGUGCUGGGUCCCCCAGCACACCCGUACACCCCUGGGGUGGACAUGUGGAGCCUGGGCUGCUUGGGAGAGAUGCUGGGAGGCCGGCCGCUGUUCCCCUGCUCAUCUCCCCCCCAGCUGGAGCUGGUCCUGGAGACCGUCCCCCUGCUGGUGGAUGGUCAGGGCACACACCGGGCCCUCCUGCCGCCGGACCCCUCCCACGCCCUGGGCCGGCUCCUGGUGUUCGCCCCCGACCAGCGCCUGAGCGCGCAGAGGCUCCAGCACCCCUACGUGCAGAGGCUGGCGCGGGGGCCGCGCGAGCCUGACUGCGGGCAGGCUGUGCCCGGCGCGGGGUCCCCGGCAGCCCAGUGCACCCCCUGCACCCCUGGUCCCGCAGAGUGGACGUGCGGCUCCCGGUUGCUCCCGGCUCCCGGAGCCGGCCCGGGCCGCAGGAUGCUGAGCUCCUGGGUCUCAGGAGCCCGGGGCGCUGCCAGGGCCGCGCUCAGAGGCUGCGGGCAGGCCUACGGGACCUGA
Messenger RNA from Dipodomys ordii (Ord's kangaroo rat), 1239 nucleotides. It is a transcript of the gene Mapk15, whose product is annotated as mitogen-activated protein kinase 15. NCBI's taxonomy places the organism in Eukaryota, Metazoa, Chordata, Mammalia, Rodentia, Heteromyidae. Gene Ontology annotation, biological process: protein phosphorylation; intracellular signal transduction. Gene Ontology annotation, cellular component: cytoplasm; nucleus. The record is from RefSeq and is a predicted model, not a curated record. Gene Ontology annotation, molecular function: protein serine/threonine kinase activity; ATP binding.